Messenger RNA from Geodia barretti, 2129 nucleotides. NCBI's taxonomy places the organism in Eukaryota, Metazoa, Porifera, Demospongiae, Tetractinellida, Geodiidae. The record is from the annotation of a GenBank genome assembly.
UUGCACCGCGUGCCAAAGCUGCAGCCACUAUGACGAUGGGGCCUGGAACCUUAGUCUACAUGCCUCCAGAGGCCUUUGCACCGGCUAAGGCUGAGAAGUCCAAAUACGACGCCAGCAUCGACGUGUUCUCUUUUGGAGUUAUCACCAUUUUCACACUAAGCGAAAGGUUUCCAUGCGAUCUUCUAGAGCCCACGUAUUUUGAUACGAGGAGCGGGGCCCUAACAGCCCGUACCGAACUGGAACGACGCAGUGAGUACGUACAAGACGUGAAAGAAAGGUUGCUAGACGGUGGCCGGGAGCACCCACUCAUUCGUCUGAUCCAGCAAUGUCUUCACAACGACCCUCUCAAACGCCCAAGUGCUCGCGUGCUCCUGCACCUACUGGAGGAGGCAAAAGGUUGCAUCAGAGAUGACGAAGAAAGCGAGUCUAAAAAACGCCAACUAAUGCAGUGUGCUACUCAGAACCAGUCGAACGGGACCCAGAAUUUGGAGCGCAUUCUUCAAGGUCUAGUGAUACAGAAUGCAAAUCUUGAGUCCCAAAUCCAAGAACUGCUAUCCAAGAACCAAAGUUUUGAACAGGAGGUUGUGCAGGCACUGGCUGAGGCUCAGCAGCAACUCAGAGAGAAGGAAGAAAAGUUUCAAUCCAGCCAGAAGGAGCAGGAGAAAGUUAAACAGUUCCUUAAAGCAGAGGUGACUAGGGCAGAAGAGGUUAUUAGCAGAAAGCAGCAGCAGAUUCAGGAGCUGAAACAGCAAGAGACUGAGUUAUUGCAGGUCAAAGAGAGAGAGCUGGCUGAAGCUCGGCAAAAAUUGAGGCAAAAGGAUAAACAUUUGCAGUUCAGUGAGGCAUUAGUAGCUGACUUAAGACUCCAACUAGCAAAGUAUUUUGACUCAUACGCGUGCAAAGUCAGUGGGCCUGGACUAUCAGCAGCUACAGUCAACAACCCAACACACGUCCUAGUCGAAUUAACUGACUCUGGAGGCAAGCCAUACUCAACAUCACAGCUGAGCAUCACGGCCGAGCUUGAACACCUGCCGAAGGUAAAAUAUGCCGUGCGACCUGCAACUCCUGCAACUGGUGCAAAGCGAUUGAAGCUAAAACAGUUACCUGCGGGAAAGUGCUUAUCAGUAACUACGAUAUCUCCUUCCCAGUAUAAGGUGCUAUACACGGCUGUUAGUCAAGGCCAACACAAACUUCACGUUUGUAUCAACGACAGAGAAAUCAAAGGCAGCCCCUUUACAUUGACUGCAUAUAUCGACCCUACGCAGCUAGAGCGUCCAGUGACAGUUGUGAAUAACUUGAGUGGACCAUGCGGCAUUGCUUUCAACAGCCGAGACGAGAUGAUUGUCAGUGAGUGUAGUGCACACAGACUGUCCAUCUUUGACAGCCGAGGAAAGCCUAUUACAACAUUCGGAUCACAUGGUGAAAGGCCAGACGAUAUGAUAGCCCCUGCGGGCAUAGCACUCGAUGAUGCCGACAACAUUUACGUGAGUAGCGAGCACAAGCUCCAAAAGUUUACUAGCAGCGGCGAGCUGAUCAAAUGCAUCGGUCGAAAGGGAAAUAAGGAAGGGGAGUUUGAUGAUCCACGUGGCGUAACAGUCUAUAAUAGCCACGCUUACGUGUGUGACAGAAAUAACCAUCGUAUUCAAGUAUUUGACGUGGAUAUUAGCUUUGUUCGCUCCAUCGGUUCUUACGGCAAACAAACACGUCAGUUCAACGCACCACUUGAUGUUCAAUUUGAUGCCACCGGAAAUAUGUACGUAUCAGAGUUAGGAAAUAAGAGAGUGCAAGUUUUCGACGGCAUUGGCAGAGCUAUACGUAUAAUUGGUCAGGAAGGAGUUAAACUCCGUGCACCCUCAGGUCUUCAUGUUGCUGACAAGUACGUGUAUGUGUCCGAUUCUAGCAGUCAUUGGAUUGUGGUGUAUGAGACCAAUGGUCAGUUUGUGACUUCAUUUGGCAGCUAUGGCCUGGGAGAUGGGUACUUUGAUAGUCCAUACGGCAUCACCUCCUGCCUCAAUGGGCAUAUAUAUGUAUGUGACUGCGACAAUGACCGAGUACAAAUAUUCUAAUGCUGUAGUAAUUAUUAUCAUGUGUAUUAUAACAAGGCUAUAUAUUAUAUAUAAUAAUUGUAG